AUGGCCUCCCGUCAACCAGCAGGCGCCCGCCCCGGGGCCAAGUUCGCCCAGUUCAAGCUCGUCUUGCUUGGCGAGUCCGCUGUCGGAAAGAGUUCGCUGGUGCUGCGAUUCGUUAAGGACCAAUUCGAUGAUUACCGCGAGUCAACUAUCGGCGCCGCUUUCCUAACACAGACCAUCUCCCUCGACGAGAGUACCACCGUCAAAUUUGAAAUCUGGGACACUGCUGGCCAGGAGAGAUAUAAGUCGCUGGCUCCCAUGUACUAUCGAAAUGCCAACUGUGCUGUUGUGGUCUAUGACAUCACCCAAGCUUCUUCGCUGGACAAAGCCAAGUCCUGGGUAAAGGAGCUCCAGCGUCAAGCUAACGAGAACAUUGUGAUUGCGCUGGCAGGCAAUAAGCUCGAUCUUGUUACCGAGAGUCCCGAUAAGCGGGCAAUUCCGACCGCAGACGCUGAAGCCUAUGCCCGUGAGGCUGGUCUCCUCUUUUUCGAAACCUCCGCCAAGUCAUCGACAAACGUCAAUGAAUUGUUCACAGCCAUCGCGAAGAAGUUGCCUCUCGACCAGGCCGGUCCCCGGAACCUCCGGGGAGCGGCCCCUCGACCUGGUGUCGACCUGCGGCCCGAGGCCCCUGGCACUCAGGGUGCCGGUGCUUGCAACUGUUAA
Messenger RNA from Penicillium atrosanguineum, 660 nucleotides. RefSeq names its product Rab family GTPase. Lineage: Eukaryota; Fungi; Ascomycota; Eurotiomycetes; Eurotiales; Aspergillaceae. The record is from RefSeq and is a predicted model, not a curated record. Bases 1 to 660 code for a protein of 219 amino acids. The transcript has 5 exons. Gene Ontology annotation, molecular function: GTPase activity; GTP binding.